Dermatophagoides pteronyssinus (European house dust mite) is the source of this 508-nucleotide messenger RNA. Its product is annotated as 26S proteasome non-ATPase regulatory subunit 9. Gene Ontology annotation, cellular component: nucleus; cytoplasm. The record is from RefSeq and is a predicted model, not a curated record. Lineage: Eukaryota; Metazoa; Arthropoda; Arachnida; Sarcoptiformes; Pyroglyphidae. Gene Ontology annotation, biological process: proteasome regulatory particle assembly.
GAAUCGCGCUUUUUACUCAUAAAUAAAUAACAAAAAUUAAAGCAUCUUUUUUGUUGCAGGAAAAAAAAUGUCUUCCAAUUGUGAUCAACAACAACAACAACAACAUGAUAGAGGUGAUGAACAUCAAAAUGGUCAUCAAAAAACACGUGUCGAAGUUCGUAAUGAAGCAUUAGAAUUGAAUCGAAAACGUAAUCAAUUAGAAAAUGAAAUCAAAGAUUUUAUGGCCAUUUUACAAUCGCAAGGUGUUGGUAUGACCGAAUCAUUAGUCGACAGUGAAGGUUUUCCCCGAAAUGAUAUCGAUAUUAAUCUGAUUCGAACGGCUCGAAAUCGUAUUAUUUGUUUGCAAAAUGAUCUUCGUGCAUUGAUGAGCCAGAUUGAAGAUCGAUUAACGGAUUAUUUUGUUGCACCAACUAACAAUGAAUGAAUAAAUGAAAAAACACCAUAUUUUCCCAUUUGUUGUAAACAAAUUUUGUUAUGAUUUUUUUUAAUAUUAAACAAUUGCUCGAAA